CCCUCGGCGGUUAUAAAAUGGGCGCCAAGGCCUGGAUAACGCAGUUUGCCGCUCUGUGACACCGCCGUCUCCCUUCUGCCGUUUUUAUUCCCUUCGUCUUCUUCGUCCAUAGAUCAGAGAGAGAGAGAGAGAGUCGCUGAGGUGAAUCGAUGGCGUCCAACUACGUCGACACCACGGGCGAGGAGGGCAGGUUCCACGGCCCCCACCACAGCAGCAGCACCACCCCGACUGGCGCCGCGGCGUCGUCGCCGCGCACGAUGCGCCGGAGCUUCUCGUCCGCGUCCUCGGCCGGCAGCCACGGCGGCGGCGGCGCCGCUCCCAAGUGCGUGUGCGCCCCCGCGACGCACGCCGGGUCGUUCAAGUGCCGGCUCCACCGCACCAACUCCCAGGGCCACGGCCACCCGCACCCGUCCCCACCCGCCUCCCCCGCCUCCGCCGCGCCGCCGCAGGGCGUCCCGUCCUCCGCCUCCUCCCACACCGUCGAGGCCCAGUGAGGCCGCGGAGCUGCUGCCGGUCCCGGAAUCGUCAGACCAUGCGACCAAGAACCAAGACGAGGAGCGAGCAGCAGGGGAAACGAGAGAAAGAACAGAAUAUAUCGUAUCAGAAGAAGGGAGCCUAUUAGUAUUCCCUUUGUUGUGAUCCGUAUUACCGGAAGAUUUUUGCUUUUGCUUUUUCCCCUUCUCAUUUCUGUGUGGGAUCCCUCGUUUUCUGCUGCUUGAUUCCCAGCCCUCCUUCAGAUGAUGAAACUCCUCUGCUGCAGUCAGGCUCCUCCCUGCUUCUAGCUCUAAUCCAUACCACACUACUCUCUCAAUUACCGCUAUUUACCAUUCUACUGGAGUACCUACCCCCUUUGUUGUUACGUCAUGUCUGAGAUGAGAUCUCGUGUAGAUUUCAGAGCGAUGCCUUGUGCUUCCAUUGGGCAGCAUGGUGAGCUGCCGAUCGAGAGUUCGAGCAGGCUGUCUGCACUGUCGAUUCUUUUGGAAGACUUCAGUUGCCAGUUAUUUUGGUUAGAGUUGGCGCCAUUCACAGAGCAUGCACAACAGUGGGGUGCUUAAAAGAAGUGUUUACCUAAUAAAUUGGUUUACUUGUGCCACGUCAAAUAGGUUGGGUGCUUAUAGAGGAAAAUGUGCUCAAGUUUGCUUCGAGUAUUUGAACCUUUUUAAGCACUAAUUUUGCAUUGAGAGAAUGAUUUUUCUACCGAUGCUUAAUGAUGUGGCAAUAUUCUUUUUCCCUA
Molecule: messenger RNA, 1234 nt
Organism: Phragmites australis (common reed)
Lineage: Eukaryota; Viridiplantae; Streptophyta; Magnoliopsida; Poales; Poaceae
Exons: 2
Coding region: 150-494 (114 amino acids)
Source: RefSeq, a predicted model, not a curated record